Molecule: messenger RNA, 1497 nt
Organism: Poecilia latipinna (sailfin molly)
Lineage: Eukaryota; Metazoa; Chordata; Actinopteri; Cyprinodontiformes; Poeciliidae
Gene: tpk2
Product: thiamin pyrophosphokinase 2
Exons: 8
Coding region: 24-980 (318 amino acids)
Molecular function (GO): 8-oxo-dGDP phosphatase activity
Source: RefSeq, a predicted model, not a curated record
AUGCUUCUCCAACACAUCUGCACAUGCGCACUGCACAGCUGAUUGUUGACGUAACACAUGUUGACAUAUGGUUUAAUAUGGCUUCCAGCGCCUGGUCCGAAAGAAUAGUGCAGCUCCUUCGGCGAAUGAACAACUUUUAUUCAGCAGGUUCCAGUAGGUUCAGCUGCUUCAGGUUUGAGAUAGACGGAUCCCAGGUUGGCUGGAUUCCUCCCCAUGUAGCCUCACUGCUCACGCCAUACACGGACGUGUUCCUUCCCCCACAAAAGGGCGCUGUUUCCCUCUGUCCCAGCCUCGACUGCUACGAGAAGAGGUCAGAGGCGGUGAAUGAUGUUGUAGAGGCCCUCAGACAUGAGAGCUCUCUGAUCUGCCUCAGAGGAUGGAGGGAUGAGAGGUACAGUGUGAAACCGAGAUUCUGUGACGCGCCUCUGAUGUGGAUGGAAAGAGCAGCCACAAGUCUUUUUGGUGUUAAACGGUAUGGAGUUCAUAUUAAUGGAUACACCGUGAAUGGCAGCGGGGAGAUCAGCAUGUGGCUAGCCCGACGGUCCAUCACCAAGCAGACCUAUCCUGGACUGCUGGACAACAUGGCGGCUGGUGGUCUGGCUGCUGAUGUUGGAAUCAAACACACUCUGAUUAAAGAGUGUGCGGAGGAAGCUUGUAUCCCAGCAGACAUCGCUGCGAAGGCGUGUCCAGUAUCGACUGUAAGCUACACCUAUGAGGACGAGGAGGGGGUGUUCCCAGAGAGCCAGUUUGUCUUCGAUUUAGAACUUCCUCUGGACUUUGUGCCCUCCGUAGGCGAUGGAGAAGUUCAGGAUUUCUACCUGCUGCCCAUAGAGAAGGUGAAGGGACUGCUGGCCACUGAUGACUUCAAGCCCAACUCUGCCAUGGUCAUCCUGGACUUUCUCAUUCGACACUCGCUCAUCGAGCCGGACACAGAACCGUACUAUCAGGAGUUUGUAACAGGACUCCAUCAAACAUUGUAGACCAACGAUGCAGUUUUCACGUCAUCCGUAAAUGCAGAAGCCAUCUUGGAUUCCAGUAACCGAGAGCCGAGCAUUUAGGGGAGUUGGUCACUUGACAACAGCAGACUGGGCGAGAGAACUGGGAUGGAUCCGGUCUACCUCAACUCUCAGAAGUCUUUCGUACAAAGAGAAAAUAUCAGAUGGGUUCUAGUUAGAAUUUUACUGGACAAUCUCAGUGCUCAAAGAUGUUUAUAUAAUGGGUGAAAGCUGUAUUGAAGUUGGGAUUUUGCUCAUUAUUUAAGGGAUUCUUCCAAAUCUGUACGACAAGGAAUUAAAGGUGGAACGCUUAGGUGCAGAACCUAACCUGAGGAAGAUCUCCUAUGGACCAGACUUCACCCAGCUCCCCUUUCUCCUCCUCAGCCUUUUCUUCUUGUCAUCUCUUAAAGCACUCCUCAUCUCUGAAAUGACUCGUCCUUCUUUUCAGACAGCCUUCUUAAGUUACUGUAAAUCAUAAAUGUUUAACAUUAUCUGAAUGAAA